Messenger RNA from Rhineura floridana, 3566 nucleotides. It is a transcript of the gene PTK6, whose product is annotated as protein tyrosine kinase 6. Gene Ontology annotation, cellular component: extrinsic component of cytoplasmic side of plasma membrane. Gene Ontology annotation, molecular function: signaling receptor binding; ATP binding; non-membrane spanning protein tyrosine kinase activity. The transcript has 9 exons. The record is from RefSeq and is a predicted model, not a curated record. Gene Ontology annotation, biological process: cell differentiation; cell surface receptor protein tyrosine kinase signaling pathway; innate immune response. Lineage: Eukaryota; Metazoa; Chordata; Lepidosauria; Squamata; Rhineuridae. Bases 84 to 1454 code for a protein of 456 amino acids.
GCCGUGUGCCUCCGUUUUCAGAAGAGAGAGGUGGAGAUGCACUGAAAUCGGCAGAACACUCUCAGCUCCCUUGCGUUGACAUCAUGAGUUCCAGACCAGUCCCACCACCGCGGCAGAGAAACAGAAGCUGCCUUUACACCAGCCUGUGGGAUUUCAAAGCUAUGACAGAGACUGAAUUAAGCUUCCGGGCCGGAGAGCUAUUCCAGGUGAUGGAGAAGAAUGGAGAGUGGUGGUGGGCCAUUAGGAUGGAUGCCUCCGGGAGAAGUUUUGAGGAAGGCUACAUUCCAUACAACUACCUGGCCGAGCAGGAGACUGUGGAAGCAGAGCCGUGGUUUUUUGGGCAGAUCUCCCGUUCUGAGGCAGUACAUCGGCUGAUGUCGGAAGAGAACAAAACCGGGGCCUUCCUAAUCCGAAUCAGCGAGAAGAAAGGGGCCGAGUAUGUGUUGUCAGUCCGAGAUGAGUCACUGGUGAGGCACUACAAGAUCUUGCGCAACGCCCAGGGAACUUUCUGCAUGAACGCCAGCAGAUCCUUUCCAGAUCUCUUCUCCCUGAUAGAGUAUUACAAAGGGAAGGGGCUCACCCAUGGCCUCCAGCUGUUGGCCCCUUGCUACAAGCAAGAACCCACAGCAAUGCCCCACUGGGAUGACUGGGAAAGGCCAAAGGAAGAGUUCAGCCUUGUCCAGAAACUGGGCGCAGGUUACUUUGGAGAAGUCUAUGAAGGAUACUGGAAAGACCGAGUCAGAGUUGCAGUCAAAGUGCUCCCCCGAGCUGAUUUGACGUGCCAGGACAUGUUCAGAAAUGAAACUGAGGCUAUGAAGAAGCUGAGACACAAGCACAUCCUCUCUCUCUAUGCCAUUUCUUCUCUUGGGGAUCCUGUGUACAUCAUCACAGAGAUCAUGAGCAAAGGGAACCUGCUGGAAUUCCUCCGAGGUUCCGAAGGGGAGCAGCUACAAAUAUCAGAGCUGGUUGACAUGGCCUCCCAGGUGGCCAAUGGGAUGUGCUACCUGGAGAUGCAAAAUUUCAUCCACCGAGAUCUGGCCGCCAGGAACAUCCUGGUUGGGGAGAACAACAUCUGCAAAGUGGGAGAUUUUGGGAUGGCCAGGCUUAUCAAGGAUGACAUUUAUCUCUCUUACUCCCACAACCUUCCCUACAAAUGGACAGCACCAGAGGCACUCUCCCACGGACGCUACUCUGUCAAAUCUGAUGUUUGGUCCUUUGGAAUCCUUCUCUAUGAAAUCAUGACCCUUGGCCAGAAUCCAUAUCCAGGUAUGACCAAUAGUGAAGUUUUCAAGCAUGUACAGACUGGUUUCCGGAUGAACUGCCCUCCAAAAUGCCCAGCCACAAUGUACAAUAUCAUGCAUAAAUGCUGGGACCUUAAUCCAAAAGAAAGGCCGGACUUCAAGCAUCUCCAAGGGCAGCUUCAGAGUUUCACCAACUAUGAGAAUCCUGAAUGAAAGAAGUUUUUUCCUCUUAGAACCAUAGAACAGAAUCAUAAAAUCGUAGCGUUGGAAGGGGCCUACAGGGCCAUCGAGUCCAAACCCCUGCUCAAUGCAGGAAUCCCACUUAAAGCAUAUCCGACAGGUGGCUGUCCAGCUGCCUCUUGAAUGCCUCCAGGGUUGGAGAGCCCACCACCUCCCUAGGUUAUUGGCUUCAUUGUUGUACCACUCUAACAGUUAGGAGGUUUUUCCUGAUGUUCAGUUGAAAUCUGGCUUCCUGCAACUUGAGCCCAUUACUCUGUGUCCUGCACUCUGGGAUGAUCGAGAAGAGAUCCUGGCCCUCCUCUGUGUGGCAACAUUUCAAGUACUUGAACAAUGCUAUCUUAUCUCUCCUCAGUCUUCUCUUCUUUUAGCUAGUUAGCACAUUUAGCUAGUUUGCUAAUCAGAAUAUCAUGGGGCACUUUGUUAAAAGCUUUGCUGAAGUCAAGAUAUAUUAUGUAUGUCCACAGCAUUCCCACAGUCUACCAAGGAGGUUACCCGAUCAGAAAAAAUGAGAUAAGAUUAGUUUGGCAGGAUUUGUUCUUGAUAAAUCCAUGUUGUCUUCUGGUAAUCACUGCUUUGUUUUCAAGGUGCUUAGAGAUUGACUACUUUUUAAUCUGCUCCAGGGUUUUCCCAGGGAUCGAUGUCAGGCUGACUGGUCUGUAGUUCUCAGGUUCUUCCUUGCUGCCCUUUUUGAAGAUAGGGACAAUAUUAACCCUUCUCCAGUCAUCCAGCACUACACCCAUCCUCCACGAUUUUGCAAAGAUACCUCCUCCUCUUUCCUUAAAAUGUUGCAAAUUCCAUAUGAAAAAGAGACCCCCUAGCAUAUUGAAAAUCACAUACACUUAGGGCAUAAGUGAGUAGGCUCUGGGCUACUGUGCUAGUGCAGACUUUGAUCGUGGAGAUGCAACAUUUAAUGUGACGCGUCCAACUUUUAUUGCCCUCAUUGCAACAAGAUACGAGCAUAAGAAGCGCCCUGCUGGAUGAGGCCAAUCAAGUCCAGCAUCCUGUUCUCACAGUGCCAGCCAUCACUACAUCUUGUAGAUAGGAAUGGCAGAAUCUGGGGGCAUGUCCAUAUAACUGGCACUCAUGAAGAUCCAUGGGUGUUCAUUUGGAUAUAAAAGCUAUCAUGCAGAAGAAAGGAGAAUCUGUGUGUCUCUGGAUUGGAAAGAAUCAGAGAGGUGAAAGAACAGACAUCCUCUUGAAAAUGAAGGCUGUGUUCCCAGAACAAAUCUCAACAUAUUUGUGUGUUUUCUGCAUUGUCUGAUGAUGCCACUCACAGAUUUGCAGUACUCAUCGUGGAAUGUGAACUUUUUCACGUUUAUAGUUGUGGAGAGAACUUGCCUCCCAGGAGGGAACUCUGGAUGCUAUAUUUUUCUCUGGACGAGUGGGUACUUUUGGAAUUUUGAGAAGGGGCCAUGGAUGGCAGUCACAAAAUGGUUGCCAAAUGUAAAAGAGCAGAAAAAGAGACAGGACCACAAAAUGGUGCGGGCAUCUUCCCUCACCAGCCCCCAAUCAAAGGGGGGGGGAAUGCACCUAUUUCAACCACCGGCACACUCACAGAGAGGUUUUUGCACCUGUUCAGAACAGAAGAAUGGGUAGGUAUCUAGUCCUGGCAUUCAGUGAAAUGUGGGCAUGUUUAAAGGGGUGUGUUCAAUGUAGGAGAAGCCAUGUAGGAACUGAGCAGGAAGAGCAAACAGUCUUUCGUGCAUUGUGGAUUUUUGAAAGGAUAUUUACUGAGACCUUUUGCCCUUCUGCAGGUGAUGCAGGAGGUAGUGGUGGGUAAACUGGCACCUGCAGAUACUGCAUUGGCAACCCCUGCUCUAUGCCAACAAACAUGGAUGUCCUUGACUGAUUAUCUCAUGUGCUCCUUUAGAAAUGCACCUGUUUAAUGGAAGAACAAAAUGUGCGUCUAGCAGUAGGUUUUACCAGAUUGUUCAGACCAAGUGACCACAUUUCAGGGGACUGUCAUUGCUAUUUAAAAUGGCUCGUUGCAACCUGGUGCACUGCAUUAAUCAGCUAUGCAUUUUUUAAAAAGUGUAUUAAAUGACAUCAAAAAGUUUUCUUGAAGUGGCCAAAGAAAAUAAAUGU